Molecule: messenger RNA, 4324 nt
Organism: Pelodiscus sinensis (Chinese soft-shelled turtle)
Lineage: Eukaryota; Metazoa; Chordata; Testudines; Trionychidae
Source: RefSeq, a predicted model, not a curated record
GACCCCUGGGAAAAAAUUUGCCUUGUCCUUACACAGAAAGCUUUAAGCACUGGUCAGCUUCGAUCCUGCAUACAAUCCAUUGGAUAUCAAAAGAGAGCUCACUGCCGAGGGGCCCUAGAUAAACCGCAGCCAUGUCUUCAGACUCUGAGAUGGCCGUCUUUGGGGUGGCAGCUCCUUUCCUCCGCAAGUCAGAGAAGGAGAGAAUUGAGGCCCAGAACAAGCCUUUCGAUGCCAAGACAUCGGUCUUUGUGGUGCAUCCCAAGGAAUCCUUUGUCAAAAGUGUACUCCAGAGUCGGGAAGGAGGGAAGGCCACAGUCAAGACGGAAAAAGGAGAAACGUUGACUGUUAAGGAAGAUCAAAUCUUCUCCAUGAACCCUCCCAAAUUUGACAAAAUUGAGGACAUGGCAAUGAUGACCCAUCUCCAUGAACCUGGUGUCCUGUAUAACCUCAAAGAGCGUUAUGCAGCCUGGAUGAUCUAUACCUACUCAGGCCUCUUCUGUGUCACUGUCAACCCCUACAAGUGGCUGCCAGUGUACAACCCAGAGGUGGUGAUGGCCUACAGAGGCAAGAAGCGCCAAGAGGCCCCUCCGCACAUCUUCUCCAUCUCUGACAACGCCUAUCAGUUCAUGUUAACGGAUCGGGAGAAUCAGUCGAUCCUGAUCACUGGAGAAUCCGGUGCUGGAAAGACUGUGAACACAAAGCGUGUCAUCCAGUACUUCGCAACAAUUGCAGUUUCUGGGGAGAAGAAGAAGGAAGAGCCAGGCAAAAUGCAUGGGACCCUUGAAGAUCAAAUCAUCAGCGCCAACCCCCUGCUAGAGGCCUUUGGAAAUGCCAAGACUGUGAGGAAUGACAACUCCUCACGCUUUGGUAAAUUCAUCAGAAUCCACUUUGGUGCCACAGGGAAACUGGCUUCUGCUGACAUUGAAACAUAUCUGCUGGAGAAAUCCAGAGUCACUUUCCAGCUCAAGGCAGAGAGAAGCUACCACAUCUUUUAUCAGAUCAUGUCCAACAAGAAGCCAGAACUAAUUGAGAUGCUUCUGAUUACCACCAACCCAUAUGACUUCCCUUUUGUGAGUCAUGGUGAGAUCACUGUAGCCAGCAUCGAUGACCAGGAAGAGCUGAUGGCCACAGACAGUGCCAUUGAUAUCCUGGGCUUCAGUGCUGAGGAAAAAACAGCCAUUUACAAGCUGACUGGGGCUGUCCUGCACUAUGGAAACAUGAAGUUCAAGCAGAAGCAGCGAGAGGAGCAGGCGGAGCCGGAUGGCACAGAAGUGGCUGACAAAGCAGCUUAUCUGAUGAAUCUGAACUCAGCCGACCUGCUCAAAGCCAUGUGCUGCCCCCGAGUCAAGGUUGGGAAUGAAUAUGUGACCAAAGGUCAAACAGUGCAGCAGGUGCACAAUUCGGUGGGUGCUCUGGCAAAGGCUGUCUAUGAGAAGAUGUUCCUGUGGAUGGUCGUUCGUAUCAACCAGCAGCUGGAUACCAAGCAGCCCAGACAGUACUUCAUUGGAGUGCUGGACAUUGCUGGCUUUGAGAUCUUUGAUUACAACAGCCUGGAGCAGCUGUGCAUCAACUUCACCAACGAGAAACUGCAACAGUUUUUCAACCACCACAUGUUCGUGCUGGAGCAAGAGGAGUACAAGAAGGAAGGGAUUGAAUGGACAUUCAUUGACUUUGGGAUGGACCUGGCUGCCUGCAUUGAGCUCAUUGAGAAGCCAAUGGGUAUUUUCUCCAUCCUGGAGGAGGAGUGCAUGUUCCCCAAGGCAACUGACACUUCUUUCAAGAACAAGCUCUACGACCAGCAUCUUGGCAAGUCCAACAACUUCCAGAAGCCCAAGCCUGCCAAAGGAAAGGCUGAGGCCCACUUUGCCCUGGUGCACUACGCUGGCACUGUGGACUACAACAUCACCGGCUGGUUGGAGAAGAACAAGGACCCACUGAAUGAAACAGUCAUUGGGCUGUACCAGAAAUCGUCAAUGAAAACACUGGCUUUGCUCUUUGCCACAUAUGGUGGAGAUGCAGAAGGUGGUGGUAAGAAGGGAGGCCAUAAGAAGGGUUCCUCUUUCCAGACGGUCUCUGCUCUUUUCAGGGAGAAUUUAAAUAAGCUGAUGACCAAUCUGAGAAGUACCCAUCCGCACUUUGUGCGCUGUAUCAUUCCCAAUGAAACAAAGACACCAGGUGCCAUGGAACAUGAACUCGUACUUCACCAGCUCAGGUGUAACGGCGUGCUGGAAGGGAUCAGAAUUUGCAGGAAAGGAUUCCCCAGCAGAAUCAUUUAUGCAGAUUUUAAACAGAGAUACAGGAUUUUAAAUGCAAGCGCCGUUCCAGAAGGACAGUUCAUGGACAGCAAGAAGGCUUCAGAGAAACUACUUGGGUCUAUCAAUAUUGAUCAUACCCAGUAUAAAUUUGGUCACACCAAGGUUUUCUUUAAAGCAGGACUCCUGGGUCUUCUAGAGGAGAUGAGAGAUGAUAAAUUGGCAGAGAUUAUGACCCGCACACAAGCCAGGUGUCGUGGCUUCCUGAUGAGAAUGGAAUAUCAAAGAAUGGUGGAAAGGAGAGAGUCCGUCUUCUGUAUCCAGUACAACGUUCGCUCAUUCAUGAAUGUCAAGCAUUGGCCCUGGAUGAAGCUCUACUUCAAGAUCAAGCCCUUGCUGAAGAGUGCUGAAGCUGAGAAGGAGAUGGCCAACAUGAAGGAGGAGUUUGAGAAAACCAAGGAAGAGCUUGCUAAGUCUGAGGCCAAAAGGAAGGAACUGGAGGAAAAGAUGGUGAGCCUGCUACAGGAGAAAAACGACCUGCAGCUCCAAGUGCAGACUGAAGCUGAAGGCUUGGCUGAUGCAGAGGAAAGAUGUGACCAACUGAUCAAAACCAAGAUCCAGCUUGAAGCUAAGAUUAAGGAGCUGACUGAACGGCUGGAGGAUGAGGAGGAGAUGAACGCUGAACUGACAGCCAAAAAGAGGAAACUGGAGGAUGAAUGUUCAGAGCUGAAGAAAGAUAUUGACGAUCUUGAGUUAACAUUGGCCAAAGUUGAGAAAGAAAAGCAUGCCACAGAAAACAAGGUGAAAAACCUCACUGAGGAGAUGGCAGUGCUGGAUGAGACCAUCGCUAAACUGACCAAGGAGAAGAAAGCCCUCCAGGAGGCCCAUCAGCAGACCCUGGACGACCUGCAGGCAGAAGAGGACAAAGUGAACACACUGACCAAAGCGAAAACCAAGCUGGAGCAGCAAGUGGACGAUCUUGAAGGGUCACUGGAGCAAGAGAAGAAACUCCGCAUGGACCUUGAAAGAGCCAAGAGGAAACUUGAGGGAGAUUUGAAGCUGGCCCAGGAAUCCACAAUGGAUUUAGAAAAUGAUAAACAACAGCUGGAGGAAAAACUGAAGAAGAAAGACUUUGAAAUAAGUCAGUUCCAAAGCAAAAUUGAGGAUGAGCAAGUCCUAGGCAUCCAGCUCCAGAAGAAGAUCAAAGAAUUGCAGGCCCGUAUUGAGGAGCUGGAGGAGGAGAUAGAGGCUGAACGUGCCUCCCGGGCGAAAGCAGAGAAGCAGCGGUCGGAUCUCGCCAGGGAACUUGAGGAGAUCAGUGAGCGCCUGGAAGAAGCUGGUGGGGCCACAGCGGCUCAGAUUGAGAUGAACAAGAAGCGGGAGGCAGAAUUCCAGAAAAUGCGCCGAGACCUUGAAGAGGCCACUCUGCAGCAUGAAGCCACGGCUGCCACCUUCCGGAAGAAGCACGCGGACAGCACAGCAGAGCUGGGGGAGCAAAUCGACAACUUGCAGCGCGUCAAGCAGAAGCUGGAGAAGGAGAAGAGUGAACUGAAGAUGGAGAUUGAUGAUCUUGCUAGUAACCUGGAGACUGUCUCCAAAGCCAAGGCAAACCUUGAGAAGAUGUGCCGCACUUUGGAAGAUCAGCUGAGUGAGGUUAAGACAAAGGAAGAAGAGCAUCAGCGUAUGAUCAAUGACCUCAGUGCUCAAAGAGCUCGUUUGCAGACAGAAUCAGGUGAAUUUUCACGCCAGGUAGAAGAGAAAGAUACUUUGAUUUCUCAGCUCUCCAGAGGCAAACAGGCAUUUACCCAACAGGUUGAGGAACUGAAGAGGCAACUAGAGGAGGAAGUAAAGGCUAAGAACGCGUUGGCCCACGCCUUGCAGUCUGCUCGCCAUGACUGCGACUUGCUCCGGGAGCAAUAUGAGGAGGAGCAGGAAGCCAAGGGUGAGCUGCAACGCACCCUGUCCAAGGCCAACAGUGAAGUGGCCCAGUGGAGAACCAAAUACGAGACGGACGCCAUUCAGCGCACAGAGGAACUGGAAGAGGCCAAGUAGGUGCUGGGGUGGGGGAAGAC